Molecule: messenger RNA, 5500 nt
Organism: Acanthoscelides obtectus
Lineage: Eukaryota; Metazoa; Arthropoda; Insecta; Coleoptera; Chrysomelidae
Source: the annotation of a GenBank genome assembly
GUAGAAAUCAAGGAACUUUUGGGAGUAAUCUGCCAACCCAGCCCAUAUUGUUGACAAACUCAUGAAGGCAUAUUCUUAUUUACAAUUUUUUUGUAAAUUGUUAAUUGAAUUUGGCAAUGAUUCAUCACUUGACUGGAAACCACGCCCCCGUUUAUGUAUUUUCAACAAUUGCUAUGGACAAUAAUUUAAUAAUGACAUCAAGUAGGUUAGGCGUGUCAGUUGUUUUAUAUUGCAUCUUGUAGAAAGUAGGUCUACUAUGUUUUUUAGUGUUUUUUAAUCAAAGUGAAAUUGAAGAAGCUUCCUUUUGGCUGAAGAAAGUGUAAAGGAACCACUACUGUCUCCAGUCCCUGUAACAUCCAACAACAAAGACCUGCUCCGAGAAGUACAAAUCAGAUGUAAUCGAGCAUAUAGUAGAGAUGCAAGAGAGUUAGCUGAUCUGAUAAAUAGUGUUCAUUUUGUGUCAUUGCUGAACACACAUGAUCAGAUAGCUCAGGCAUAUCAGAAAGGGGAUAAACAUUGUGAUACUCCGAAGCUAUUUCCUACAAACAUGACUGGGGACACAACAUUCCGAAUGGUUGGAGUUCGCAAGAAGCCUGGAGAACCUUUGGGCUUAACAGUGGAAGUUAACGAAAACAAUAAUUUGGUGAUAGCUCGAAUACUAGAAGGAGGAAUGAUAGAAAAACAAGGUCUGCUUCAUAUGGGAGAUGUUAUAUUUGAAGUAAAUGGAGUACCUGUUUCAUCACCAGAAGAUCUACAAACUGAAAUCUCAAAGAAAAAAGAUCAUGUCACCCUGAAAGUAGGAAGUUCUACACCUUCUGAAACUCAUGCUAACAUUGUGGAUGGAACUGGCCAGAAUGGUCUGACAAAGAAACUGACUUGUUAUAUGAGAGCACUAUUUGAAUACAACCCCCAAGAAGAUACACUUCUGCCUUGUAAAGAAAUAGGAUUGCCUUUUGAAAGAGGGGACAUUCUCCAGAUAGUGGACCAAAGAGAUCCAAAUUGGUGGCAAGCUAAAAAAGUUAGUGGAGAUGGUACAACAGGUUUGAUACCAUCUGUUGAGUUGGAGGAGAGACGUAAAGCAUUUGUUGCUCCUGAGGCAGAUUUUGUGCAUAAAGUCAGUAUAUGUGGAGCAUGGAUAUCAAAGAAAAAAAAGAAAAUCAUCUACCAAUCAAAGUCAAGUUCCGACUUUGACAAAGCUGAACUAUUAUUAUAUGAAGAAGUAACACGGAUGCCUCCUUUCAAAAGAAAGACAUUGGUUCUGAUAGGCAUACCAGGCGUAGGUCGUAGAACUUUGAAAAACCGCCUUAUCAAUAGUGAUCCGGAAAAAUUUGGUGCUGUAAUACCUUAUACCACCAGACCUCCGAGAGUUUUGGAGGAAAAUGGACAGUCAUAUUGGUUCGUUGACAGAGAAACUAUGGAAGAGGACAUCAGAAAUGCUCAGUUUCUGGAGUAUGGUGAAUACAAUGGACACUUGUAUGGAACACAUUUGAAUUCCAUCAGAGAGGUGAUAAAACAGGGAAAGAUGUGUGUAUUGGAUUGUAGUCCCAUGUCCCUAAAGAUCCUCCACAACAGCUCUGAAUUUUUACCAUAUGUGAUUUUCAUUGCUUCUCCUGGUAUGGAGCAGCUGAAAAAUUUGUAUGAUGUUGGUAGGAGCAACACCAACUUGAGACAUUCUAGUAGGAACUUGGCGUUUGAACGCCAAAGCUCAAUACGCUACAGUUCUAGAAGAGCAAGGACAUUGGAGUCAUUGGCAUCACUAUAUGAGGUAAGUAUUGUUUGAUAUUUCCACUAAAAUGGAAAAUCACAUAUUUAGUCUUGAGGAACAAUGCUUUGUUUCACUGAACACUGAUAAUGUGGGAACACAUGUAACAAUUGUGUUCUAAUUUUAGAUUUAAUAACAAUGCGAAUACUUCCGUUACAAUAAUAACAAAUUGUUAUUAAUUUUCUGUAUCAUUGUACUAAUGACUGACGAUAUGGCUACACCUUUGCGCAACAUUUUUCUGAAGGUUUUCCGCAGUUUUCUGAAGACUGAAAUUGGGUAAAAAUGAUCACGGAUUUGUUUCAGAAGACAUUUAAAGUAGGUCAGUGUGGUAAAUCAAACCCUUGUUUUUAACCCCUGCAACCUCCUGAAAGUGGAUAUUGAUAAAAAUGAGUGAAAAUGUAGUUAGUAAUACAUUACUUUGCCAUUGACCAAUGUUUCCAAAAUUUGGUGAUGGUAUUGUCACUAUUUUAAGAGGUGGUUGCGGGCAGCUGAGGGCGUGGGGUGGUUCGUUUAAGGUAGAAUCGACUUAGUUAAAAACGGCCUUAUUAACCAUCCUCCGUUACAACGGUAACAUAUAAUCGUUAUCACGCUGCACAAGGUAUCUUGGACUAUUUAAGAUUUAAAUUUAACUAAAUUUUCUGCUCUACCACAGGACAGUUCACUUGACUCCUGAUAUGCUGUCAGUGCUAAAGCCAAAUAUCAAGGACAAUUUUAUGUUUGAAGAAACCAAUUUGAAAUGACAUCCAGUCUCCUGCAUUAUGAGCAAUGCCCGGAAAAAUAAUUUCGUCUACGUUUCCAGGAAGAAGACCUGAAGCAGUCACUGGAAGAGAGCGCCGCUAUGCAACGAACUUACGACAAAUACAUUGACUUGGUGAUUCCGAACAAUGAUUUCGACGUAACAUUCAGAAAAAUCGUGGAAUCUCUAGAAGCGCUCACUACGAAGCAUCAGUGGGUACCAGUUAACUGGAUAUAUUAGGAGGAAUAAACACAUUCACUAUGUCCCAGAAAUUGAACCAUAAUCUUACAGCUGAAAAUAGGUCACGACUAUUGCAAAAUUUUGUUUUAUCAAAGGUCUUGUAUAGUUUGAGAUAGUCCACGUAUUUUUUGUUGGUAAACUACUCUAUGUUCAAUGAAUCCCAGUCAUUUCAACAAAUACAUACAUUUUUGGACGAUUUGCUUCAGAACACUUGGCAAUUACGCAUUUCAUCCCACCCAGUAUUAUUUUUGUGAGAAAACUAGAUAAAAUGCAUACCAAAGUCUAAAUUUUGAUGAAAACCCGUUCUCAAAUCUGACUUUGACACAUUGAGAGAAUCAAGUAUGAUUUCUGUGCCAAUUAGUCGAAAAACUUGGUCAAAGAACUACUUAGUUGUGAGUAUUCUGAAACAAACCUGGUCCAAGAAUGUUGUUAUUUGUAGAAAUGGCAGGGGAUUAACUGAAUAGAAGGCAAUUAUUCAUAAAAAAAAGUUAAAAUGCUGAAAAUCUCGAAAACUACAAAACUUUUGAAGAAACAAAUUAUUUGCAACUGCAGUAUUAUGCUAUAAUUUAUGGGUACCUAUAUACCAAUAUUGUGGAGCUAAGAUCUCACUUUACGUGCAUAUGUACAAAUCGCAAAUUCACGAUAAUAAAUCAAAUAUAAUUAACGCCGAAAAAGUUAUAGAUUAUGUAUCUUUGCAUCACUAGGUAAGUUUGAAGAAUAUUAUUCAGGUAAAGCACAACCUUAGAUGGAUGAUAUCAUGGCAAGAGAAUUAUUAUAUAGGAUACAAAUCGAAAAGAUAAUAGAUGAGAAAUUUAAAAAAAUAUAUAUAUAAAAAUAAAAGCAGUAAGCUGUUGUUGAGAAUAUUUGAUAUUGACAUACAAAUCUUUUAUAUCUUCACUAAGUCGAAUAUUCUUGGAAUACUUAAUAUUUAUAAAUUCCAGAAUAAGAGUUUCAAUUCAAGUACUUCUUGAGUUGGCCUAAGUCUAGUAUGUUUACAAUGAAAUUGAUAUACUUUUUUGUUUCAUAAUUUGAUAAGGAAAAUUCAGUAUUAAUUUUAGUAUUCAAAAGAGAAAUAUAAUUAACAAAAAAUAACGCCUACACCCACAAUUAAAGAUAUGAAGGUGCCAGGCACAAAACGUAUAAUUUGACCAUCGGAAAUUUGAAAACGAUGUGCGCAGCAGGAUUGACAUCUUAUGUGUGCGCUUCUAAAGUAUUUGGAGAUAUACAGGGUGUUGCUCAGUUCUAUUGCGCAACAUACAUGUUUUUUUUUUAAUCAGAUAACCGUUCUAAUAAAGCAGUAUUGAACCUGUAAUCAGGAAAUACGCGAUUCUGAUGAUGGGAAAAUAUACAGCAUGUUUCAUUUAAAAUUUUUGAGAAAAACGGUUUGCAAAUUUGCAGCACCCUGAUAGAAUUGACGUACGUUUUCGUCCUCUUUCCAAAAUAAAGGAUAGGCAUUUCUUCAGACAAAUGAUAACCAAACAAAUGACGAUCAAAAUCCUACAGUAUAUUAACCCAUCAACGAUCUUGUGUUUGAAAGGUCUUUCAAAAAUCUAUUAAAGGGUGUUCCAUUAAAAAAACGUUUGUUCCGUCACGGAAUCAUGCAACACCGCUUUCGAUAUCCUGUAUAGCUUUUCUAUUAAACAACUUUUCAUUUUCAUCAGGACACCCUGUAUAUAUUGGGAGUAUUCACGUGAUUUUUAAUAUAUCGUUUAGUUCCCUGAGUACAUUGAAGACGAACUCGUCGUUAACAUAAAAUGGUGCAGGCAGGCGAACCGAUAGGAGCUAAGGCACCAAACUUUUAACAUCUCCAACAGAAAACAUAUCUGUGCCCAUUGGAGCAUUUGAUCAACAUAACAUGAACUAAACUCUAUACGAAUUUUAUUUAAAACUGUUUGGUGGCUCAAUUACAUAUGUUUUGUGACUGAUACUUUGUGAACUACAGUGUAUAAGAUACCUAGGAAAACAUGAUGGAAUUAGAAAGUUUUAGGCGGACAUAGCCCUGUUAGCUUGUAGGCAUAGUAGUAUAUAUAUACUAUAAAAUAACGCUACCGUCCUUCAAUGAGAUUUAGUAUAGUUUAGUUAUACAUAUUUUUUAUUCUUCACAAAAGGUGUAUUAUAUUUUACACAUGUUUCUUUAUAACUUUAUAUAUGUAUUCAAAGAUAUAUUUUUUUGUGUUCAUAUGUAUUUGCUUCAGGUACAUAUUAUGAUCUGUUUUGUAUAGUUAUAAAAAUAUAUGAGGUAAGUUUAAGUAGUUUAUAUUAUUGAAAGUUGAAAUGGUGGGAAAAAACAUUUAAUUGAAAAAAGAAAAACACGGGUGCUUUAAAACACGAUAUGAUGAAGUAAGUACUACAAAGAAGUGAAUUUACAAUGGCAGCCUUUCUACAACGAUAGUUGCCAUGCUGAAGUGAUAACUUCCUUAGCCAAAUAGAAACAUGCAUGUUUGCAGCAGAUCAUGCCCUUGUAGAUAGAUCAUACAUGAUUGCUAUUUUGUGUUCACUCAUUGAAAUAAAAAACAUUUUAUUUCUUAUCAUUGAAUAUCGUCGCCCGAUAAAUAGAAAAUGCGAGAAAAAAUGUACAAACUAGAAAUAGGGUCAAUAUUACAACUGCAAUACUUCUUUUUUAUAUUCCAAUUUUCAUGCUUUAAAAGUAUUCUAAAGCACCAAACAUAUUACAUCAAUACAUUGGCCUAACGUUAGUCGAUUUUUACCAAGCUUGUAUUUUUGUAGCUGUUUCGACUUCAUAAAUAAAAUAUGAAAAUCCA